UGCUAUUGCUAUUGCAAACACAGCUGCUCAGGAUCUGCAGAGUGAUAUGUCAUGUGAUUUUAAGGCUAUCCAAAGAACACAUUUCAUAGGAAAGUAGAGAAGAAGUUGUAAAAAAAAAAAAGCUACAGCAUUUAAAUAUACAGUAUAGAAAAAGUAGAUUUGACCAAAUUGGAGUCUCAUGUUUAGAUGAUUGUACCAAUUUUCCUACCGACUCAAACAGAAUGUUGAUCUGUCCCAAUGGAUGUUGGGGGCUCUGCUAAUCUUUUUCCAUAGGGAAGUUAGGGCAUGUUUUAAUAUAAGCCUUCUCUGGAUUCUUUUUCAGAUCAGCUCUCCUUCACGCUGGCUACCAAGUGUCGCUUUCUCAUGCCUGUAAGAAUGCUAUCAAAACAGAUGCACCAUCAUCUGUGCUUUGGGACAUUAUGCGCUGCUGGGAGCGGCUCAACCCUGUGAAACGAGAGCGUCUUUCAGAGCACAGCCCGGCUGCUCACAUCCUUUCCAUGGAACCCAAGUUGCAGGCAUCCUUUACCGUCCGAGCAGAUGCUAAUCCUAAAUCACGAAAACAGAAACUCCGGCGGUUCCAGAUGAAUCCAGAGCCCUUCUGGGGGCCCAAAGCAAGAGCAAAAGCCGGGGGUGGGAUUUCCUCUUGUCUGCAGGAAAAGAGAAAGUUACAUCAGAACAAGAGGAAAGUGUGUGCAGAAGGGAAUGACGAUUCUCACCUAAAAAACUUUCCAUGCAAAAGGUUCCGACAGGGUGACUGUACCUUAGGGGACAAAUGCUGCUACUCUCACGAGACACAGAAAGAGUGAAGCACCAUAACAGUAGUGCGACAUGAGUCCUGAAUGCCUGGUGGGAUUUUUAUUUUUGCAUUUAUAGGCAAUCUUUAUAUUUUAAUGACUGUCAAAAUGUGCAUGCAAAUUAAAUACGAUUCUCUUUUGA
Molecule: messenger RNA, 936 nt
Organism: Thamnophis sirtalis
Lineage: Eukaryota; Metazoa; Chordata; Lepidosauria; Squamata; Natricidae
Source: RefSeq, a predicted model, not a curated record